CAACCUAAUCUCAAAAGUCUUUCCCUAUUUGGACUGUAAUGCCCUAAAUAAUGAGUGAUUUUAAUUUUUUCAAUAAUCACACCGUGUUUGGAUGGUUCUAGGCGCUUUUCUGGUCUAUCCGAAAAAUUGGGUCCACAAAAGCUGCACUUUUGCACUUUUGCGCUUUCUCUCUCUACCCAAGAAUCCACAUCUUCUUCCCCCAAAUCAGUAGUUAUUGUCUAAUUUUCCCUUGUUUUUCUGUAAUUUAUUUUUUUAUGCAGUGUAUCUUUGUUGUGCUGCUUUGAGUUCAGCUGCUGAAAAGGUGAUUUAUGUGGAAUUGUUUUGAGAUUUGAAAAGUUGGACAGUUGGGUAUUUGCUGUUUCGGAACUAGAAAGAGAAGAGGUUAGGUAUCUAUCUAUUUAUUGAGAGAGGAUGAAGAGAGGGAAUGAUGAGGAGAAGAUUAUGGGGCCUAUGUUUCCUAGGCUUCAUGUAAAUGAUACCGAGAAGGGAGGGCCAAGAGCACCACCGAGGAACAAGAUGGCCUUAUAUGAGCAGCUUAGCAUCCCUUCACAGAGAUUCAGUCAUUCCGUGCUGACCCGUAACCUGAGUAAUAGCACUGCCAGUUUUGUGCCUCCGUCGAGCCAGGGUGGUGGAAAUGACAGGGGUAUGUUUUUUGCUCGGCAGCUGCAUCCUAUACACCCAUCUGAGAUGCAAUACAGCCAGUAUUCUGAAUUAAGCCCUCCACUGGCACAGGGGGAGCAAAGGAAGAAAAUGGAUGAAGACGACUAUACAGUUCCUAUUUUCAUCCAGCCCGUACCUGCAGAAUUCAAUAAAUAUAGCAAUGGCAUGUGCCAGCAGAAGUUUUCACCCUCCAAUCCUCCUUAUUUCCAUUCUUCGUCGAAGUUCCAAAAGGCCAAUGAAACAGGCAUGUUUGACCAUAGCGUUGGACAAGAAGAGGGAAGCAAGAAGGGAGAAAAUUCAAAUGAGUCUGUGGCUGGCCAGAAACAAACUGUUUCCUCGAUUAGUCACGAACCAGGAUCCAGAUUAAGGACUGAUGAUAGGGGACAGCAAGAGCUCUGUGCUGAGUCACGGCUUUCCGGCGAUAGUCUGAAUACUGAGGGGACUGACAUGGCAGCGGGAGCAAAAACAAAUUCACCUGAUUCAGAGGAAGCUUCACUGUUAGGAGAUGACAAUAUCAUCCAUGAUCUUAGUGAUGACACGGGGUCUCAUGAAGAUGAGUCUUGUAGGCCUCCGCUAUCAGGGAGCUUGCAGAGGGGCGACAGUGUUUCUGUGUCAUCCAUUUUGGAUACAGAAUCUGCUCUGGAUAUAACACCUGACAAUAUUGUAGGUAUAUUAGGCCAGAAACAUUUCUGGAAAGCAAGAAGAGCUAUCAUGAAUCAGCAAAGAGUUUUUGCAGUUCAAUUAUUUGAGUUGCAUAGAUUGAUAAAGGUUCAGAAAAUGAUUGCUGCAUGGCCACAUCUUAUGCUCGAGGACUCGGGUAUCUUCGACAAACCUACAAAACCGAUAAUCGGGAAGAAACGGCCUCUUGAUUCUGCUGUGAAUGCAGCUUCAAAUGCUUCCAAGGCAAAAGGCAAUUCAGAUAAUCCAAGUCACAAGAAAGAACGCUCUGCUGAAAACACACUUGAGAAAGUGCCCUAUUCUGCAGCUCAAAACGGGGUUCCGCCUUCGAGCUGCAGGCCUUCUGCCGACAGCGCUCCAUCACCGCCUGCUGUCACAAGCAACGACCAUAACAAUGUUCCGCCUUCGAGCUGCAGGCCGUCUGCUGACAGCGCUCCAUCACCGCCCGCUGUCACAAGCAACGACCAUAACAAUGCUCAAGUGCCGCGUUUCAAUCAUCCGGAGGGGCACCAGUGGCUGAUUCCUGUGAUGUCUCCUUCAGAAGGACUAGUAUACAAGCCGUAUCCAGCACCCGGAUUUUCCGGCCAAGGCUGCGGGGGCUCCGGCCCCCCCAGGCCAAAUCCGAUGACGGGUAACUUCUUAGCUCCGGUAUUUGGGGUCCCAACUCCAAUGCCCCAAUACCCGUUUCCUCCGUAUGCGCCUCACGGUUACUUCCCUCCUUACGGCAUGCCGAUGAUGAGCACAGCAGCCUUCUCUGGUUCAUCCAUGGAGCAAAUGAAUCCUCAUUCUGUACCCGGUCAUUUCUCAGCCCGGGAAUCCGCCUCCGCUGCGUCAACACAGAAUUACGGGCCCGUUCCAGACGGGCUGGACCGACGUGCAGCUGAGGAGAUCGAAGUGCAAGGGAGCAGUUCAAGCAGCCCAAGUGAGAGUCAACCGCCGAGUACUAAGGUGAACAGCAGUGUGGGAGGAGCAAACAUUCUUCCGAUCCUCCCUACGCCAUCUAGGGCUAUCGAUGCCUCCAAGUCGAGCCCUCGGGUUCGUGCCCCUCGGGUGAUCAAGGUCGUGCCCCGCAACGGUGUAUCGGCGUCGGAAUCUGCUGCACGAAUUUUCCGAUCCAUUCAACAAGAAAGAAUGCAGUAUGAUUCAGUGUGACCAGGUCAGAAUUUGUUUGGUAGCCUUUUUUGCAACUUCAUUCCAUAUCGGUAUAUAUACGCCUAUGUGUGUGUGUAUUUUAUGACUUAUUUUGUGCUCUAGUCUGUAAUUUUAUUCGUUUAACUUGUGACCAAAAUUAGUGGUCAAAUGUGAGAGGUGAUGGGCAUUUCAUAAA
This is a messenger RNA of Salvia miltiorrhiza (redroot sage), 2665 nucleotides long. RefSeq names its product protein EARLY FLOWERING 3. Gene Ontology annotation, biological process: regulation of photoperiodism, flowering. Lineage: Eukaryota; Viridiplantae; Streptophyta; Magnoliopsida; Lamiales; Lamiaceae. The record is from RefSeq and is a predicted model, not a curated record. The transcript is spliced from 5 exons. Bases 412 to 2490 code for a protein of 692 amino acids.